Synchiropus splendidus (mandarinfish) is the source of this 2119-nucleotide messenger RNA. Its product is annotated as protein phosphatase 1K, mitochondrial-like. The coding region runs from base 374 to 1264 and encodes 296 amino acids. The record is from RefSeq and is a predicted model, not a curated record. Gene Ontology annotation, molecular function: cation binding; protein serine/threonine phosphatase activity. Gene Ontology annotation, biological process: protein dephosphorylation. The transcript has 6 exons. Lineage: Eukaryota; Metazoa; Chordata; Actinopteri; Syngnathiformes; Callionymidae.
UUGAUUCGAAAACUAUAAACAAGAACAAGAAUGUUUUGUGUCUUCUUUCAAUCUUCUCUUUUCGUGCUUUCUAUUGUGUGACUGGAGUGCUGGAACUGAAACUGGAAGCACACGAUUCAUGUAUGUAACUAUGAGGUUGUCAAAGCUGUGUAAUAACAGAGAAGCUGGCACCACGAAAUAAACUUUUUAUUUUAUCUGAGAACAAGUCUAAAAGUAAAGAAAAAACAAAGGACAUAAAGGAACUGAGCAUCAAAGGAGUGCAAACAUCAGGAGUUGUACUUUUAUAAUGACAAUAAAUGCUCCCAAAUGUUGAGCUACAGCUCAUGUUUGCCCUCAACAUAUUCCUGUCUCUCCUGGACAGUGAGUGUGGCUCAUGCUGGCUGUGCGUCUGUCUCGCCUGGUAAACUGCACACCAGCCUUUAAACCCUUAACGUCCCUGAUCAAUCUUCAGCCCGACCUUUUCCACAGUCUGAAAAAGCAAGUUCACCCUCAUGUCAGCAGUAAACGUGUCUCUUCCGCUGUGAGCUCAGUGAGUUUGUCAAACGUCGGCUCUGCCUCGCUCAUCGGUCGACGAAAGACCAACGAAGACCGCUUCAAGAUCUGCCAACCGGCCGUCAACAUCCUCUACUUGGCGGUGUUUGAUGGCCACGGAGGACGAGAAGCUGCCGACUUCUGUGAAGCUCGUAUGGAGCAGCACAUCAAAGGUUUUGCAAGACAAACACAGAACCUGGAAGUUGUUCUAACAAAAGCCUUUACAGAAGUGGACAAAGAGCUCGCUGAACGCUCUCCAUCAUGCCAGAGCGGAACGACGGCCACUGUGGCGCUCUUGAGGGACAACACUGAGCUGGUGGUGGCCAGUGCGGGCGACAGUCGGGCCCUGCUGUGUCGUGAGGGCAAGGGGCUGCAGCUGACCAGCGACCACACUCCGGAGAGGAAGGAGGAGAGAGAGAGGAUCGAGAGCCGUGGAGGCUUUGUGGUGCCGAACAGCUGUGGAGAUCUGUACGUCAACGGUCGGCUGGCUAUGACCAGAAGCAUCGGUGAUUUUCACCUGAGGGAAUUCGGUGUUAUUCCUGAGCCUGAGAUCAAGAGGAUCCUGUUGUCCCACGAACAUGACUCCUUCCUGGCUCUGAUCACUGACGGCAUCAGUGUGAUAAUGAAGAGCCAGGAGACCUGUAGCAUCAUCACUCAGAGUCAGGAUCCACAUCAGGCGGCACAUAGAGUUUGUGAGCAGAUGUUUGUCGCAGGCUCUGGCUCAUGGUUCUGAAGACAACGUCACCAUUAUCAUCGCGCCACUUGGCGCUUGGGGGAAGAGCAUGAAGUCAGAGUAGAAUCCCCUAUCUGAACAUCUGACAAAAAAAAGACAAAAACAAGGUUACAACAAUUUUUCCUACUAAAGCAUCAGCAGAUAUGUCCUGUUUCAGUCACAUAUUUAUCUUCAAGAAAAAAAUGACAUCUGUUUCACUCCACUAGCUCAACUUUAAUAAUAAAUCAAAAUAGUAUCAAAUCAAAUAAUAAUAAUAAUAAUAAUGAAAAAAAGAACAUGCAAAUAUGUAGCAUACCUUGUCAAUGUGUAUUUGUAUUUUCCAUACCAUUGUUUACCUAACAAUUAUUCAACUGAAAAGUGAAACACAUCUAUGAUGUGCUGUUCAAAAUCCUAUUAAACUAUAUAAACACCAUUUAAAUGGACAAAAUCCACUCACACUACCUCUGUAAUCUAAAUAAACAUGUUCCCAGGGAGACAGGUGUGUAAUAUUAUAUAGAAAUAAAACAAUCUUUGUUUCCACAUCUUCUGCAAUUUAUUUAUUUGUGAAUGAAGCGUUACCUUAAUCCACCCGCAGGAGCUGCGUCGAAAUGUUUUUUUUUCUUUUGGGCGGCAACAGGCUUGUUUACUAACUUUAAGGUGUGUCGUGACAAACCUCUCCGUCCAGAUAGCUAAACUUUUCAUUACACUGUAGAUGAGAUUAGCCUACAUAUAUUACCAUAUAUUAUCUAUGAUUCUCUCUCUAUGAGUCUCAGACCAACUACUUCACAUGAAACAAAAUAUAUCAAAUAUACUUGUUUUUGUGUCAAAAAACUUUUGAUAUUGAAAUUAAAAUGCAUUUACAUCGCAAAUUAUCAU